CCCACUCAAAAAAACCCCCACCGACCCACCCCUCACCCCCCAGAAAAAGAGAAAAACCUCUUUUGUCUUUCUCUUUCUUGUGUGUCCCUUUUAAUCAGACAAAUUCUUUUUACUCACAGCCCCCUUCCCCUUCUUCACUAUUUCUUCUCUCAAAAAUCCACAAAGGGUUUAAGCAGCUUCUUCUUCUAGGGUUUUCCUCUAAACACAUUUUAACAACUUGGGUCUCCAUUUUCUUGAGCAAAAAUGCAGCAGCAGCAGCAGCAACCACAGGCACAGCCCCCAGUCUUGAACUCUGCUCCUGCCUUGCCUCUAAGUGCCAUCACUACUGAGCAGAUUCAAAAGUUCUUAGAUGAGAACAAAAAUUUGAUUCUUGCCAUACUGGAAAACCAGAAUCUUGGAAAGCUCUCAGAAUGUGCCCAGUAUCAAGCGAUGCUUCAGAAGAAUUUGAUGUAUUUAGCUGCUAUUGCUGAUGCCCAACCACAACAAGCAGCAGCAACCUCACAGGCUCCUUCUACUCCCCAACUCGGAAAUCAGAUGCAGCAAACUCAGGCUGCUCUGCAACAGCAACAAAGUGUCGCUGCUUCUAAACUGCCUUUCCAACUCAAUGCCCUUCCGUCCCAGGAGCAGCAGCAGCAGCAGCAAAUGCUCCAGUUUCAGCAGCAACAACAACAAUUCCAAGGCCAAUAUGGCUAUGGAGGACCUACUGCCAACAAUGCAAUGCGUCAACUUAUGCAACCUGGACUAAACAGCUCAGGAACUCUGGAUGUACGAGGAAAUAAGCAAGGCGGCUUAGAAGGUAAUCCUAGUGAUGGCCUUGGAAAAUCAGCUGGAAGACAUGCUAAUGGUGAGAGGGAGUAGGCUUUUAACUUUUAACUUUUUUUCGCCUCAAAAUUACUAUGCACCCUAUUUUAUCUGUGUAGGUAUGUUUGAUAAGGAUGUUUUAAACUGAGGAAGACCUAAAAUUAUGUCAUCAAAGGGAAUUAUGGCAAAACAUUGUUAUAGUUUUUAAAAUCUUGAUCUGUUGGCAUCAA
Capsicum annuum is the source of this 1031-nucleotide messenger RNA. RefSeq names its product GRF1-interacting factor 2. The coding region runs from base 244 to 858 and encodes 204 amino acids. The record is from RefSeq and is a predicted model, not a curated record. Gene Ontology annotation, cellular component: nucleus. The transcript has 4 exons. Gene Ontology annotation, molecular function: transcription coactivator activity. Gene Ontology annotation, biological process: positive regulation of transcription by RNA polymerase II; leaf development; cell population proliferation. NCBI's taxonomy places the organism in Eukaryota, Viridiplantae, Streptophyta, Magnoliopsida, Solanales, Solanaceae.